CCUUCCCUUUUUCAGCAAGGACUUGGCCGAAUUGAUGAUGAGUCUUCUGAGGAGGUUUAUUAAAGGAGAAUUCCUUCACAACCUCACUCCACUGCAGCUCACCAGGCUGGAGGUGACGGAUAAGGACAUACAGCUCAGCCCGCAAAAAAUCAACAUUGGCCUAGGUGCCGAGUCCGCCCUCAAGAGUGUGAAAGAUGCAGAGCUGAGGAUCCUAGAAUUCAAGAGGGAGUGCAUUCAGGCUCUUUGCAACAUAGUCCAGAAAGUGCAGGACAAGAGCCCACUGAAAUACCGGACGGUCAGGCAGAUGGUGUGCUUGGAUCCUUUAAGGAUGUUUAGGCACCCAGAUCAGAGCAGGGAGGAAAUGAAAGGGCUCGUUCAGAGAUUUCUUGAAGACAAGCAGCUGCCUGACCCUUCUGCUGGAGAUAUCAUACUUCAACAGUUUGACUGUGUAUUGUCCACGGAGAGCCGUAGUGAGGACUUCCUGGCGUUUACACCCAUGAAGCAGAGGCUGGAUGUCUUUCUCAGCCGUGCGAUGGAACCAUAUGCAGAACUGUGGGGAUUUUGCAGAAAGCUUCUUGUCCUCUCUCAUGGCCAAGCCACCGUUGAGCGGGGAUUCUCUGUGAACAAAGAGGUGGAGUCGGACAACCUGCACCAGGACACAGUGGUGACAAGGAGGCUGGUGUGUGAUUACAUUUCUGAGCACGGAGGUGUUACACAGGUUCCACUCAGUAAGCAGCUCCUGGACCAUGUGGCAAAAGCACGAACCAGAUACCGUUUCCACCUGGAGGAGCAGCGAAAGGAGAGGGAGGCGAAAGAUGCAGAAAGGAAGCAGAAAGAGGCAGAGGACAAUUUGCAGGAAUUAAAAUUGAAGAGGAGACAGGUACAGGAGGUGUGUGAUGGUUUAGCAAGGGAUGCUGACAGGCUGGCUGAGGAGGCAGAGGCGAAGUCAGGGAGCAAGAUGGCCACUUUGAUUGCCAGGUCCAACAUAAUGCGAAGAGGAUACAAAGAGAAGUUGGCAGAACUGGCUAUGCUUGAUAAGUCGAUCACUGCCAAGAGUGCAGAACUUAGAAAUUGACUGCAUUCAGGCUCAUAAGAUUUGAGAUUGUUCAUUAAAAAUAUCAGUAUGUUACUGUGAAUGAACAAGUUUAAGUGCAAUUAUGGUUCUCACCUAAAAUGUUUUUUUUUAACUUGAAGUACGUGUUGCCCAAAAAUGGUUGUCAUUUAGCAAGUGGUUUUUUUUUUUUUAUGAUGCUUUAGGCAGGAAUGGAUGUAAAGGCAUAGCUCUUGUGGUAAGUCACUGUUGUUAAUAACUGUUGUUAAUAAUUUUAAUAAAUCUGUUAAUGGUAAACUUAAAUGUGUUUUUCAUUCACAGAAUUUGGAAGUGAAGCCUAUGCAAUGUAUUAUCAGUGACUCAGAAUAUCCAGAAUCUUUUAACGUCAAAGACAACUUAGAGACAGAAAUUAAUUCAGCAAGGUGUCACACAAAGUUAUCACACAAAAGGACAUCCUCCAUUGACCCCGAAAAUAAAUAACAGUCUCUUAAUUAAGCAUCGUCUGCUGAACAUUACAUGAUUUUGUAUUGUGGUGGUGUUCGGUGAGUACUCUGUACAUCAUCCUUUGCGCAUUUUCACAUUUUUCUAAGAAACGAGUACACACAACUUGAGAUGUUUGUUUCCGGUGAAUUAUGGUGAACUGCGAUAAAGGUCUUAAAUUUGUGGAUUAUUGGUCUUAA
Neoarius graeffei (lesser salmon catfish) is the source of this 1731-nucleotide messenger RNA. RefSeq lists its product as uncharacterized. NCBI's taxonomy places the organism in Eukaryota, Metazoa, Chordata, Actinopteri, Siluriformes, Ariidae. The transcript is spliced from 5 exons. Bases 35 to 1075 code for a protein of 346 amino acids. The record is from RefSeq and is a predicted model, not a curated record.